Messenger RNA from Lolium perenne, 851 nucleotides. Lineage: Eukaryota; Viridiplantae; Streptophyta; Magnoliopsida; Poales; Poaceae. The record is from RefSeq and is a predicted model, not a curated record.
AGGACAAGCGUUUCAGCGGCUCCGUCAAGCUGCCACACGCCCGCGCCCCAAGAUGAGGGUCUGCAUGCUCGGUGACGCGCAGCAUGUGGGAGAGGCUGAGAAGAUUGGUCUUGAUUCCAUGGAUGUUGAAGCUCUUAAGAAGAUGAACAAGAACAAGAAGCUUGUAAAGAGGCUCGCCAAGAAAUACCAUGCUUUCUUGGCCUCAGAGGCUAUUAUCAAGCAGAUUCCCCGUCUCCUUGGUCCUGGUCUCAACAAGGCAGGCAAGUUCCCAACCCUGGUUUCUCACUCAGAGUCUCUGGAAGCCAAGGUGAACGAGACGAAGGCCACCAUCAAGUUCCAACUGAAGAAGGUGCUGUGCAUGGGUGUGGCGGUGGGCAACCUGUCGAUGGAGGAGAAGCAGAUCCAGCAGAACAUCCAGAUGAGUGUCAACUUCUUGGUGUCCCUGCUCAAGAAGAACUGGCAGAAUGUGAGGUGCCUGUACAUCAAGAGCACCAUGGGGAAGCCUGCACGGGUGUUCUAAGCCUGUUCCCUUGCCGUCUAUAUCGAUACUAUCUUAGCGGACUUCCUUGUUUUUGCAUUUCGUGGUUUAUCAUCAUCAUAAUUUUGAGUGUGUACUGGUCCUGCUGAAUGUGAUGAGAGAAUUUAGUAGCCUUUUUCAUUGUACAAGGUGUCGUGAACUUUGUGCUCGUCAAGAUCGCUAAUGAUAGAAUCUGCUAUAUAUGUUGUGUAUGCAGUUGUACCCGGAGCCAUUUGUGCACGAUGCUGCUCGUUUCUCUGGUUUUGUGUUACCCUACUAUAUUUUUGGCUGUUGCAUUUAAGAAUGCAGCUGAUAUUUACAUGUACUGUUCUGA